Messenger RNA from Eublepharis macularius, 1059 nucleotides. Its product is annotated as olfactory receptor 52D1-like. Lineage: Eukaryota; Metazoa; Chordata; Lepidosauria; Squamata; Eublepharidae. Gene Ontology annotation, molecular function: olfactory receptor activity; G protein-coupled receptor activity. Gene Ontology annotation, cellular component: membrane. The coding region runs from base 1 to 1059 and encodes 352 amino acids. Gene Ontology annotation, biological process: G protein-coupled receptor signaling pathway. The transcript has 2 exons. The record is from RefSeq and is a predicted model, not a curated record.
AUGGCAACAGAAGGGGACGGGCAAACCUCUCCGGGGAGCGAGUUGCAAAGUCUUGGUGCCACCACUGAGAAGGCCCUGUGCCUGGGUUGCUACCCGCCAAGCCUUGGAAGACGCUUCGAACAUCAGCAACCAGCUUGCUUCCUCCUCCUUCUUUCUUCUGGGGCUUCUGGGCUGGAGAACGAGCAGGUCUGGAUCUCCAUCCCCUUCGGCAUCAUCUACCUCCUGGCUCUCUUGGGCAACGCCACCCUGCUGUGGGUCAUCUGGACCGAAUCCAGCCUGCACAAGCCCAUGUACCUCUUCCUUUCCAUGCUGGCUUUGACAGACAUGGCCGUGCCCACUUGCAUCCUCCCCAAGAUGCUCAGCAUCUUCUGGAUGGGUGCCCAAGAAAUCACCUUUGCCGCCUGCCUGGUGCAGAUGUUCAUGGUCCACGCACUUUGUGCGGUCGAGUCCGGGACGCUCACUGCCAUGGCUUACGACCGAUACGUGGCCAUCUGCUCCCCGCUCAGCUACACUUCGCUGCUGACUGCCAACACUGUAGCUAAGUUGGGGGCUGCCAUCGCUGUCCGGGCCUUGAUCAUUGUCUUGCCUUUCCCUUUCCUAGUGAAGAGGCUGCAGUUUUGUCACUCCCACCUCAUCUCCCACUCCUACUGUGAACACAUGGCCGUGGUGAAAUUGGCGUGCGGGGAUACCACACCCAACAACCUCUACGGGCUGGUUCUCUCCCUUGUCAUCGUUGGGUUUGACUUGGGCUUCAUCUUCGUCUCCUACGGGCUGAUUCUGCACGCUGUAUUCCAGUUGCCCUCCGUGGAAGCCCGGCACAAAGCUCUGGGCACCUGCGGGGCCCACGUGGGCGUCAUUGUGAUUCUCUACACACCUGGCCUUUUUUCCUUCCUCUCCCACCGCUUUGGCCACAACGUCCCCCACCAUGUUCACAUCUUCCUUGCCAACAUCUAUCUGGUGGUCCCAGCCAUGCUCAACCCCAUUGUCUAUGGUGCCAAAACCAAGGAGAUCCGUGAUCGAGUGCUAAUCGCCUUGCACCUGGGGAAGAGUAUCUCCUAG